AUAAUUAUGCAAAUAAGACGGAAAUAGGUUCACAAGGCUGGCCACCAAAACAUUAGAAUGUCCGUGGAGCUGUUUUAUUCUUUUAUCAUUUUUCAUAUUAUGUAGCAUUAAAAUUUUGAUGUAUUAUUUGUUAAUCCUAUGAUAAUAGUAUUUUCCCAUGUCUGUUUUCAAUUCAUUAUGAUUUAUCCAUAAAAACUACAACUACCAGAAUGCCUCGCGCUUCUGUUGUGUCAUGUGACACAUGCAUCAAGCAGACAGCGAGGACGCGGCUGUUUACAAACUGCUGGUCCUUCGCUGACUAAAAUCUGCGAUAGAAAGGAACAAAGCCACACGUUGGAAAUGGAAAGUUCACAUUCGUAUUACUUUGGAGACAUCGGCUGCUGGGCUGAGAGAACGGAGGUGCACAAAGCAGCUUCCCUUGGCCAGACCUCUCAUCUGCAGCACCUCAUCCAAGGUGGAGCUUCAGUCAAUGUGGUGGCUGUGGACUCGAUCACACCCCUGCAUGAGGCUUGUCUUCAGGGUCAGGCUCAGUGUGUGCGGUUGCUGCUGGACGCUGGAGCACAGGUGGAUGCUAGAAAUGUGGAUGGAAGUACCCCGCUGUGUGACGCCUGCUCAUCUGGGAGUUUGGAGUGUGUGAAGCUUUUAUUAGAGCACGGUGCUAAAGCCAACCCCGCCCUCACCUCUCGCACAGCCUCCCCCCUCCACGAGGCCUGCAUGGGAGGUAACUCAGACUGCGUGAGGCUGCUUAUUACUAUGGGUGCCUGUCUCGAGGCGUAUGACCUUUACUAUGGGACUCCACUGCAUGUGGCGUGUGUUAACGAGCGCACGGACUGUGUUAAAGUUCUGCUCAAUGCAGGUGCUAAAGUCAAUGCCGCCAGGCUACACGAGACUCCCCUGCACCACGCAGCUAAAGCUAUGAGACACGACAUGGUGGAGUUACUGGUGGAGUUUGGGGCCAACAUCUAUGCCAGAGAUCAGCACAACAGGAAACCCGUGAACUACACCACACCAGGCUCUCUGUCUGCAACCUGCCUGGAGUUUUAUGAAACUACUCCUAUGAGUCUGCAGCAACUCAGCAGGUUGGCAGUGAGGAGGACGCUGGGUACCACGGCUCUAAAGGUCAUCGCUCAGCUGGACGUGCCAAAGCUCAUCAUUGGCUACCUGUGCUAUCAGUGAAGCUCGUCACCUGCAAGGAGAAAAAGAGCAGAGCUUGACGACCAGAGUCUGUGUGGAAACGCUGCUGAUGUGUGCUGACAAGCAUCAUCGUGCCUAGCACAGCAUCUUCACACAGGCUGCUGUUCAAAAGUGACUUUAUAAACGUGUUUGUUUAUAAAGAAACACAACUUAAGCACUUUAACUGUUUCCAAGUAACACAACAGGAAUAUUUUAGUCUUAAAUCUUAAUUUGGACUUCUGUUGAAUUCCAAUUUUCUAAGUGUUAAUAAUAACUCGUAACCACUUUGGUCAAAGGGGAACAACGUGCCCUGCAGGGAGAAAAGAGAGAGUCCCCUCCCAAGGACCCAUUUUUAAAAUGUAUUUGUUAAAGUGAAAAUAGAGGAUAGUCACUCUUGAGAAGCACAACAUGUCCUACUGAUUUAGAAAUGUAACCCUGGUGUAUCCCGAGGAAGAGGGACUAAUUAAAAUCUGUUUUCCUUUUCUAAGUUGGUCACUUUUGUCUCUGCUGUGGACAUUUCUCCAGGUUUUACACUUAAAAGUUAAUUACUACAAAUGACUCAAACCUGCUACACUUUAUUGGUGUAAAUCUGCCAGCAUAUAAUAUAAUUACAUGUUUGCUUUGUGACCCUGACAAAGAGAUGGAACAGAUAAACAAGAGCAACGUGUACAUGUACAGGUGAAACUCGGACAAAUUAGAAUAUGGUUCAAAAGUUCAUUUAUUUCAGUUAUUCACUUUGAAAGAUGAAACCAAUAUAUGGGACAGACACAUUCCAUGCAAAGCCAGGUAUUUGAAGCCUUUAUUUAUAACUAAUGAUUAUGGCUCACAGCUUAUGAAAAGCCCACAUUAAAAAUCUCAAUUAGAAUAAUUUGAAAAGGUUCAAUAUUCUAGAUUUUAAGUGUCACGCUUUAUUUAGCUAAUGCAUUCAAAACGCCUGCAAAGGGUUCCUGAGCCUUUAGAUCAGUGGUCCUCAACAGGCAGCCCGCGGGCCCCCUCUUUGUGGCCCCUGAACCCCACAUGUAACCUCACCCCCCCAGGACGGUGGGCGAAUGGGAGGUGCGCUGUCGCAUAGAGGGUGUUAAUGAACAGCCAGCAACAACCCCCCCAUCACACAGCCGAGCCGGAGGGAAAGGGACAGGUGUUGUCCUUUCUAUUGUAAGCUUGUGUCUCAGUCUGGAUGACUGACAUGGACUUUGCACCAUUCUCCUUUUUUAGAGUUCCACCUGUACUUCUCUACUAGUGAUUUCACCUGUUAGUUUUCAUAAGACCUUUCAUGUUUUACUGCAGGCGUCUUCAAAUUUCUGGUUGUAUGCAUUUUCUCAAUUUUAGGUCAGUAAAAGCCGAAUGAAUGAUUUAAUAAAUCUUACAUUUAAACAAAAAAACAAACAAAAAAAAAAAGACAAAAACAAGUCAGUUACUGGGCCUCAGUAUUCAUUUACG
Nothobranchius furzeri (turquoise killifish) is the source of this 2613-nucleotide messenger RNA. RefSeq names its product ankyrin repeat and SOCS box protein 13. Gene Ontology annotation, biological process: intracellular signal transduction; protein ubiquitination; positive regulation of protein catabolic process. NCBI's taxonomy places the organism in Eukaryota, Metazoa, Chordata, Actinopteri, Cyprinodontiformes, Nothobranchiidae. Gene Ontology annotation, molecular function: protein binding. The record is from RefSeq and is a predicted model, not a curated record.